CCUCCGGCCGGCAGGGGGCGCAGCCGCAGUGGCGUCUCUCUGCUCUCGACUUCCGUCUGUUGAUUUAAACUUCCACCGGAAGUCUGCUCGUCCUCUUCUACCAGGCCGAUCCAACAUGGGACGAGUCAGGACCAAGACGGUGAAAAAGGCCGCCAGGGUCAUCAUCGAGAAAUAUUACACCCGGCUGGGAAGCGACUUCCACACCAACAAGAGGGUGUGCGAGGAGAUCGCCAUCAUCCCCAGCAAGAAGCUCCGCAACAAGAUCGCCGGGUAUGUGACGCAUCUGAUGAAGAGGAUCCAGAGGGGUCCAGUCAGAGGCAUCUCCAUCAAACUGCAGGAGGAGGAGCGAGAGAGGAGGGACAACUACGUGCCAGAGGUGUCCGCUCUGGACCAGGAGCUGAUUGAAGUUGAUCCCGACACCAAGGAGAUGCUGAAGCUGCUGGACUUCGGCAGUCUGUCCAACCUGCAGGUCACCCAGCCCACCGUCGGCAUGAACUUCAAGCAGCCCCGAGGAGUCUAGGCGUCUGUAAAGUAUCUUCUAAUAAAACCCUUUGGGACAAAAAAACCUC
This is a messenger RNA of Micropterus dolomieu (smallmouth bass), 569 nucleotides long. Its product is annotated as 40S ribosomal protein S17. Gene Ontology annotation, biological process: translation. Lineage: Eukaryota; Metazoa; Chordata; Actinopteri; Centrarchiformes; Centrarchidae. Gene Ontology annotation, molecular function: structural constituent of ribosome. The coding region runs from base 116 to 520 and encodes 134 amino acids. The record is from RefSeq and is a predicted model, not a curated record. Gene Ontology annotation, cellular component: ribosome. The transcript is spliced from 5 exons.